UUGAAUUUCUACUGUCAAGAAACUUUUCAGGUGAACGAUGAUCGCAUUCUUCGAUCAUGCGUGAAUUACACGCAAUCGGAACCGGCACCAGAGUCGCUAUUCAGCGAUGUCAAAGUUCCACAAGGGCGAGAAAUGCCAAACAUCUACCGUAACCUAGUGCUGUUGACCGAGGAUCGAGUGCUAAACAUGAAAGCGAUGUGUCAGCAUAUUCCAUGUCGAACAAUGGUACGGUUUAUGAAAUGGGCGAAAAUCAGCUAG
Molecule: messenger RNA, 258 nt
Organism: Haemonchus placei
Lineage: Eukaryota; Metazoa; Nematoda; Chromadorea; Rhabditida; Trichostrongylidae
Source: the annotation of a GenBank genome assembly